Saccostrea cuccullata (small rock oyster) is the source of this 508-nucleotide messenger RNA. RefSeq lists its product as uncharacterized. Lineage: Eukaryota; Metazoa; Mollusca; Bivalvia; Ostreida; Ostreidae. The transcript is spliced from 2 exons. The coding region runs from base 44 to 508 and encodes 154 amino acids. The record is from RefSeq and is a predicted model, not a curated record.
UGCAGCAGACUUCAUCAUAAAUCAAGGAGGAUGGGAAGCUGUCAUGAGUUUAGAGUCCUCCGUAGAAACUUCACCAGACCAACAGAUAGGCCAGUACCCUUUAAAUUCCCAGCACGUCACUGACCAAUCACAUACCUCAAAUCAGUCACACCACCCACUACAUUCCAAACAGCUCAACAGCCAAUCACAUUCCAUGUACGAGUCAUGUGCCAUGUCAGUGAAACCAGGUGACCUCUUCAGUAACCAUCAAAAUGUCACUGCCAAUAACAGCAGUUACCAUGACAGCGAGGUGAUGUCAAUAUUUGUCGACCCUACUCAGGUAAUUGAGUCUGUGUCACAAGGAAGCUUGUCUGCGGCAGAAUCUGAUGAGGCCUCAUCACCUGGUGUACCGUCUGUCUCGGCAAUCAUAAGAAAAUGUGAUAUCUCCUCGAGGAAGGUUCCUCAAGGCUGGGAUACCAUGUGUUUACUAGAUCUAGAAGUGAAGACUACUGGUCAAGUAUGCUCAUGA